Cololabis saira (Pacific saury) is the source of this 2070-nucleotide messenger RNA. RefSeq names its product dual specificity phosphatase 28 (gene dusp28). Gene Ontology annotation, biological process: protein dephosphorylation. Gene Ontology annotation, molecular function: MAP kinase tyrosine/serine/threonine phosphatase activity. The record is from RefSeq and is a predicted model, not a curated record. Bases 275 to 721 code for a protein of 148 amino acids. Gene Ontology annotation, cellular component: cytoplasm. The transcript has 2 exons. NCBI's taxonomy places the organism in Eukaryota, Metazoa, Chordata, Actinopteri, Beloniformes, Belonidae.
GCACCACACAUUUUCCACAUUCACACACACUGACACUACUGAUGCUGACCUCCACACCUCACAAGUUGGUUUGCUUUGCAUUUGCCGUAUUUUUUUUAAAAAUAAAUAGCAUAUUUUUAUUUGCACUGUGUUGUUGUCCAUUUUUGUCAUGGCCUACGGGCCAGGUUAUGACAAUUCUCUCUGUCUGUUCUCUCUUUUCCUGCUCUACCCAGCAGGCCUCUGGCAAGAGGUUCCCCCCCGAUGAGAUAAGCUCCUCCCCCUUCUCCCAGCAGGCAUGCUGCAGCUCUGUCAGGUCACCAACGCCCUGUUCAUCAGCAACGCCCGCUCCGCCUGCAGCGAGCAGCUCCUCCAGCAGGAGGCGGUGACGCUCUGCAUCAACGUGUCCAAGCAGCAGCCGUUUCCGUCUGGCGGCGUGGCCAAGCUGCAGAUCCCCGUCUACGACGACCCCAGCGAGGACCUCUACAGCCACUUCGACCGCUGCGCCGACGCCAUCCAGAAGGAGGCGGGCCGUGGCGGCCGCAGCGUCGUCUACUGCAAGAACGGGCGAAGCCGCUCGGCCACCAUCUGCAUCGCCUACCUGAUGAAGCACCGCGGCCUGACGCUGGCGGACGCCAUACAGAGAGUGAAGACGGCUCGACACGUCAUCGACCCGAACCCCGGCUUCCUGUCUCAGCUGCAGCGAUACGAGGCCGUGCUGAAGGCGCGGCGAGGACGGUCCUGACCCUGGGGGGCCCAAGGAACCGGCGGGGCCCCCUGCCCCGGGACAGCGAGCCAAGACGCCCUAGUCUUAAUGAUCUAAUUAAUUAAUUCAUCGAUUAAAAAUGCCUGUCAGCUCGUUGUUAAGGUUCUGAUUUAGGUCGCAGCUUCGGCCUCCAGUCCUACUGGUCCCCAGUCCUGGAGGUCUUGGACAUGUCCCUGCUUUAACAAACCUGAUCCACAUGAACGGGUCCUCGUCAGCUGGUCCUCGAGGUCUGGACACCGCCGGUAACCGCCGGUAACCGCCGGUGACCGCAGUCAUUUAAAUCAGGAGUGUUGAAGCAGAAACACGAUGCAAAUAAACCUUAAAAUCACAAAAGAAUAUGAAAAAAUGAGACAAAUAUUAUGAUUAUUAUUACUAUAAUAUACAAUAAUUCCAAUUAUUUUAGGUUAGAAAAACAUGUAUUUUAUAUUAUUUAAGGCUGAUAUAGUUCUAUAAGUUAUUUUUUUAUUUACUGACAGAACUGUAUUCAUUAUUUUUGUGUCUCCUCAGAUCAGAGGACCCACAAUGCUAACAACUUUGGGGGGGUCAGUUACAGAUUUGACCUCUAGGGGGCCGAGGAUGCAGGACUCUGGAGAUGUUUUAAUCAGAAAUAAUGUAGAACGCUUGUAAAGAAAGAGUCCGGGUCACCUGAGGUCACCUGAGGGCGUCGGCCAGCCGAGGUCCAACCCUCCGUCCAACCCUCCGUCCACCUUCAGACACACCAGACUGAAACUGUUGGACGGCGCAGGAAGACGGGGCACAAACCCUCCUCACUGUGAAGCACGGCGGUGGCAGCGGCAUGCUGAGGGGGCCUCAUCUCCAUCACCGUAACUGCAAAAUGUUAAUUCCCCAGAAUCGGCUUGGUCUUCUACCGCUAGCCAGCUCCGCCACCGUCUGCUGCUCUUAAAGCGACAGUACCUCAUUUUAAAGCAAUGAAAUUAGCUAUUCUAAAUAAAUAGUGACUUUAUUUCUCAAUGUAUUUAAACAGAGUUAAAAAAAAAGUUAGCUGAUGACUGAAUUACUGUUGUGUUGAUGUAUUUGGGUUUUAUUGUAGCUGCGCCGCCACCGCCUCGGACCCCGAGGUUCUUAGGGAGGAGAUAUUUGAUCUUUAUCGCUCCGCCCCUAAAUAACGAUGCAAAUCUUUAAAGUGAAAGAUGCUAACGCUGCGUUGCGGUGUGUUUGUUCUGUGAUGCAGAAACCUGAAAUAAAAGCAAUAAUUUUAAUGGCAUUUAAACAACGUUAGACCUCAGCUUGUUGGCAAAACUAGACAACAUAUGUCGUAAGCACAAUUCAUGUAUUAAAGUUUUUAACUUUAAUGAUUCAUUAAAGCU